AGAUCGUUGGAGUGGGGAUGAUCGAUACAUAGAUCAAAGUGAUCAAACAGGCCGUGCGUAAUUCUCAGUCGGUCAAGCGCCGUUUCAAAGAAAAGAUGGGAUGUACAUUUUAUCUUAUUGCCCAACGAUCCUAAAUAGAAUAAUAAAUCGUCAUCCUUUAACGAGAUACACUUCGAAGAAAUGACCUCGCGACUUAACAAUACCUAAGUUCGAAUAAAUCUAAAAUGAAAUUAAAACUUACAAAUUUCGAUAGAAGUGUACGUUUGUACACGCGAGAGGCAAUGCUUCGCACUGCGAACAGAAACAGUCGACUGCAUCGGUACGACAUCGUCAGCCGAGGGUGCAUACCAUCGUAAUUCGUACAAGGGGUAGUUUCGUCGGUAAAGUCGCCGUGGCAUCCCUAAAGGGAAGCAAGCGGAGCGCGCGUGCGAAGGGUGGUAAAAUUUGUCAAAGAACGGGUCUCGGAACGAUGGAGCGAGACGAACGGAGCGGAUCGCGUCUCUUUCUGUUUCUGUCGCGAGAAAGGGAAGGAGGAAGGAAGGAAGGAAGGUGGGCCGUCCCGUGACCGGUGGCCAUGAGACGGCACGAUAUAAUAUUAGGUAGGCGAGGUGGUCCCUGGCAGGCAGCUGGGGAUCCGUAUGCGAUAGGCGGACGCGCAGCAGGAUGUCCGUAACCCGAACCAAUCUGGUCGCGACAGGCGACGUGGUGCAACCCCGAGCAAGCGUCGAACCGUCGGGACGACGACCCAAUGGAAUCGUGCGGGUACGUUGAUUGGCGUGGUGCACCCAAUGGGAGAAUGGUUAGGGUUACCCGGGUACGGUCCGGAGGUCGGUUGGUGGUGGCCCCGCACACCCCUCCGCCUGCCGGCCGACCGAGAGGGAGCCCUUCUCUCACACGCAAAAGGGGACAUCUCAUCACGACUCUUGGUAGCAGGCACUUCUCCGUAGUGGGCACUCCACUCAUCGUGUCGUCGUACGGGUUCUCCGCGAGAGGCUGUGGGGCCCGAGCCCGGACGAACGAACGAACGAAGGAACGAGCGAGCGAGCGAGCGCGACCGGCCGAGCCGCUGGUCGAGUGGGUCUAAGCGGCCGUGAGGACCUCUCCAGUACCCGACAGUCCUCUUCAUUCAUUCAUCCAUCCAUCCAUCCAUCCAUCCAUCCAUCCAUCCAUCCAUCUAUCCAGCCAGCGAGCCAGCCAGCCAGGGAACCAGCUAGCCAGCCAACGAGCCAGCCAGCGAGCAAGCAAGCAAGCAAGCCAGCAAUCCACCGAGCCAUCCAUCCAUAGACGCUCUCUCCUCUCCUACGGAGAGAGAGUGUAUCCUCGGCGAAGGUGGAGGCGAACCGUAGAGUGGUACAUCUACCAUCGUCUCUCUAUCGGCACAGUCCAAGGACUCGAAGACCCCUCGGGUGAUUUCAGUCGGCCGCCGGCCGGCUGUGGCCGGCCACUCUCCUCGACCACGUGUGUGUGCUACCCCUUCGUGCUCGUCUUCGGUAUCGUGCCGUGUCGUGACGUGACGUGUCGUCCCGUGCCGUGCCAUGCCGUGUCGGUGACGUGACGAAUCGUGUCCUCGGCUGUUCCGCGCGUCGUCUAACCACGGACUUCAGGGGCCGGCCGGAUCGGAGUUGUAUGCGCGCGCGAGAGAGAGCCCUUCUUACGGAGAGACUCUUCCGGUACGCCGCUACCACCGAGGUAGACGAGUAGACGUUGCCAGCAUCGUAAAGUCGUCGGCCUUGACCAUCGGCGAGCGAUCGCUCUCAAGGGUGACUGUGACCCCGUUCGAACGGACGAUGACGCGGUAUCGUCGCUGGACGCGUCCGCAAGCAGUCGAACUCGUCGGUACCGACGCGAUGGACACGUUUCGUGAAUUGCGUCGAGUCCAGUGAUACAACCGUCCAUGAAACAUACUGCCUGGAACGAUGAACCGAGACCGAAGUAUUCGUCAGUGACCUUAGGAUUGUUCGUGUCCCAGUGUAUCAUUCGAUGAAUCUGACAAAGUGCACCCGUUUCAAGCCGUGGCGAGUGAUGCGUUCCUGAAACGGUUCAAGUUUUUGUAAACGGCUCGAUUUGUAAACGGACCAGAAGUGAAAGAGAACGAUAAAGGAAGUGCGCGGCGACGGGCGGUGAGUAAUUACGGUAAAACGAUACGGGGCCCUGUGCGAAGGGCGUUCUUCGGUCAUGUCGGUAUCCCAGGGCUAGCGCCGGCCUCAGGAUUCCGCGAAGCGCGAGCUUCAAGUACUUCGAGGGCGCGGGCCUCGUCGAGAUGAGCGGUGGCAGCGGCAGGAACAGCGCCGGCAACCAGGGGAACGGCAAUGCCACCAGCUAUCACCAACAUCAGCAGCAGCAACAGCAACAACAGCAACAGCAACAACAACAGCAGCAGCAGCAGCAGCAGCAAACGCAGCUGGAGCAAGCUAGCUUGCUGACAGAUCUAAACGGUAUCGACCUGGCGAUGAGCCUCUCGCCCAAACAGCACUCGUCACACGUACAAGCCGCUGGUGGCGCUCAUACCACACCGUUUAGCGUAACGGACAUUCUCUCGCCCAUCGAUAACGAGUCCUUCAGGAAGCUGGAACAGGUGAUCGGCGUCGGCGUGGUUACGCACUCUCAAGUUUCGCCUUACGGAAGCGCGUGCGGUGCCCGUGUCGGCGGGAAUACCGGGAGCUCGAGCGCGAGCAGCGGCAGUCCACCCCUUCACGGAGACUCGACGCCCGGUGGCGGCACACCCGGACCGGUUUCCGGUCCGAACGACGCCGCCGGAGGAGGCAGCAGUGGUGCCGGUGCCGGCCCAGGCAUGACCGCCAUGGGCAAUCCUUACGCGACCAUGCAGCUUACCUCUCAAUAUCAAUACUGUGCCGCGGAAUUGUCGUACCAUCACGCGGGGCCCGCGGUCGCUGGAUCAGCGACCGCCACCGAUCCCAUGAGGCCGCAUCAUCCGUGGUACGCGCCCGGACCUCCGGCCACCAACGAUCCCCGAUUCGCCAUCUCGCGACUGAUGGGCGCCGCGGCGGCGGGCGCCGGGACCAACAUGGCCGGUUGCUCGGUGAGCCAGUCAAUGAGCGACGUGACGAAGUCGUCGGGCAUGGGAAUCAGCGGUGUUCCACCGUCUUUCCCCCCGUUCCCCCACCUACAGCAAAGACGAAAGCGUCGCGUUCUGUUCACUCAGCAGCAGGUUCACGAGCUCGAGAGGCGGUUCAAACAGCAGAAAUACCUGAGUGCGCCUGAACGGGAACACCUAGCCGCCAUAAUUCACCUUACGCCCACCCAGGUGAAAAUAUGGUUUCAAAAUCACCGUUACAAGUGCAAGAGGCAGGCGAAGGAGAAAGCUAUGGCCGAACAAAACGCUCAGAACCAGAGCGCGAGUUCGCCGCGACGUGUGGCCGUUCCCGUUUUGGUGAAGGACGGAAAGCCUUGCGGAAGCGGAGGCGGUGGCGGCAACGAGGGCAGCCGCGGCGGACCGAGCGCGGCCUUGGCGAGUCCAGCCCCUCAUAUGACGACAGCCUCGAGUCCUCACGGAUCUCAUCACGCGGCCUCCUCGGUCUCCCAUCACUCGGUGGUCGGCGUCGGCCACGUGAUGACGUCCAGCCAGAGCCUCCAGCAUUGUUCGUACUCCAGGACCGGCGGACAGCAGAGCAUGCAGCAGCAACAGCAACCGCAAUGCGGCGCGUACCUGCCGUUCCAGGGUCGGACCUGGUAGUACAUGCCAUCCGCGGCGGGGGUCAACCCCUCCGUCGCAGGUCCAGCCGCCUGGUACCCCACGGAAGACAGCCUUUAGAGUACUCCGAACAAUUACUCGCAAUACUCGCGGUUCAGAUCUAUGGAACUCGAGCCAGGAGGAAGCAUCUUUCCCUGGUGACGAACGGGUCAAAUGGAAACCACGAAAUCGAGGAACGGAGGACACUGUCUUACCCUGGUGACGAAUAAUUACCACGGAUGCUGGAUUAAUAGAGACUCGGUGACACCGCGGAUACGUUUUAAACGGAAACAUUACCGCGAAGGUGGACUGGUUGUUUCUAUUUGCUAAAGGGAGACGCUGCGUGGACCGCAGCUAAUUUAAAAUUAGUGCUCGCUCUCUAUUAUCGGAGAAGAAGGGUUCGAAUAUUGCUCGUGCAUUUGGACCAGUCUCGAAGUACUUACAUCCGACAAAAUUCGAGGUGACUGAAUUUCAUUGAAAUUCCUGUGAGACGAUCGCAUGACUGGAAAUGAGGAUUUUAUGAAGCGACUGAUGCCACGACGCUUGUGAAGCACACUAGGCUAGCAAAACAAGGACGAAACCCUGACUCGACGCUUUCUCAAUUCGAAUCUCGUUAAUUUCUCCGUACAAAGGAAUAAGUCCGUUUGAAAUAUUUCAAUCGCGCAAGCAAUGCCGGAACGGGUCGAAGGUAACAAAUCUUGUUGCACUCGCAGUGCAACGGAUUGCGCUCGUACUCGUGUCGCGUGUCGAUUCCAAUUUCGAGAAACCGUACACCGGCCGCCCGCGCUGCGUGUGACACCGGAGACUCUCAUUCGCGACACUGUCCAACUUGCAACACAGUGCAACAAAUGCGCGGUACACGGUAUGUACUAUGUACGUAUAAUCGAAGGGGACUCGAAUUGCCGGUUGCUAACUUUUGUUUCAACGAAACUGUCAAAGUAGAUUGGCGCGCAGCUAAAUUUUCAAUCAACGAUUUGAUUUUUACCGCGUCCGAGGGAAGUCAGGGAAACAUUACACUUUACGAUUUCCGCCGAUUUCGUCUUCGGAUUCAAAGGAAACGGAAUCUAUUCUUUGGUGAAAAUCAGCGGGACGUCGACCAAUCGACUGCCAGUAUAGGGUAGUCGCGAGCACGAAUCGAGCGAACUCGGUGUACUCUUUAAAACCGUGGCCGGAUUCGAAAAGAGGGCGAUGAACGAAGGUGACGUGAAAGGGGCACCCGACUUACGACUUACACAACUAUACCGUUUAGAUCCGAAGCGGAUUAAUCGAGCGAGCAGCGUGGCGCGCGGUACUCGCGCGCCCGCCGGCUUACAGUUUCACGAUUCGUUCAAUUGAACUCGACUCGGGAUUCACCGUUCCCGUCCAUUCCUUUUUCUCGUCGCCCGCGGAAACGGUGAAACCGUGUCGACCGACCGUGUUUCAGGACACGCGUGUACAUGUACAUAGCUAAAUAGAGAGAUGUAUAUUACCGCACGGCGUAUUUCUUUUCUCCUUCAGUUUUUUCAUUCUCUCGCGGAAUCGUGACGCGGUGCUCGCGGGUAGGAGGACGCGGGGAGAAUCGAUUUCGCGGCCCCGACUGCGACGUCGACCGCGAAAAACAAAAAAGAAAAAAGAAAAGGUGGUGUCGAUGCUGGUGCCGGAUGUGUGAAAGAGUCGCGCGAGAGAAAAGGCGGGUUCUGUGCGAUAACGAGGUCACAGGUGUGAAUCCGAUGGUGUAAAUAUAAGGCGUGAUACGCUGGUGUUUUUAGGCGCGCGCCCACGGAAUAAGAAUCGCGUGGAAACUCGGCCCGGUCUCGUGGAAACCCGGUGAAUUUUCAACUGUAAGCGAUUUAGCGAACUCGAGCAUUAUCGACGUUAAUGUAACACGUACAUCUACACGAGCACGCAGCCACGAACACACGUAAACACACAUACACAUACACAAACGUAAAAGUAUAACGAUUGACGAAAUAGCGAGUAGCGUGUGACGGUGAACAAAAUUAGAGAUUAUUACAAAGUUUUGUAAAUAACGACAGAGAUAUUAAUAAAACGAUACUCAUUCAAAAGAACGA
This is a messenger RNA of Ceratina calcarata, 5742 nucleotides long. Its product is annotated as homeobox protein Nkx-2.4. Gene Ontology annotation, molecular function: RNA polymerase II cis-regulatory region sequence-specific DNA binding; DNA-binding transcription factor activity, RNA polymerase II-specific. Gene Ontology annotation, cellular component: nucleus. The record is from RefSeq and is a predicted model, not a curated record. NCBI's taxonomy places the organism in Eukaryota, Metazoa, Arthropoda, Insecta, Hymenoptera, Apidae. The transcript has 4 exons. Gene Ontology annotation, biological process: regulation of transcription by RNA polymerase II; cell differentiation. Bases 2261 to 3694 code for a protein of 477 amino acids.